GCCGUCGGGGUGGCCAUGGUGCUGCUGCUGCUGGUGGCCAUUCCGCUGCUGGUGCACAGCUCCCGCGGGCCGGCGCACUACGAGAUGCUGGGUCGCUGCCGCAUGGUGUGCGACCCCCACGGGCCGCGAGGCCCCGGACCCGACGGCGCUCCCGCCUCCGUGCCCCCCUUCCCUCCCGGCGCCAAGGGAGAGGUGGGCCGGCGCGGCAAGGCAGGUCUGCGAGGGCCCCCGGGCCCCCCCGGGCCCAGAGGGCCUCCGGGAGAGCCGGGCAGGCCGGGUCCCCCGGGUCCUCCCGGCCCAGGCCCCGGCGGGGUGGCGCCCCCUGCCGGCUACGUGCCUCGCAUCGCCUUCUACGCGGGUCUGCGGCGGCCGCACGAGGGUUACGAGGUGCUGCGCUUCGACGACGUGGUGACCAAUGUCGGGAACGCUUACGAGGCGGCCAGCGGCAAGUUCACCUGCCCCAUGCCGGGUGUCUACUUCUUCGCUUACCAUGUGCUCAUGCGCGGCGGUGACGGCACCAGCAUGUGGGCCGACCUGAUGAAGAACGGACAGGUCCGGGCCAGCGCCAUUGCUCAGGACGCCGACCAGAACUACGACUACGCCAGCAACAGCGUCAUCCUGCACCUGGACGUGGGCGACGAAGUCUUCAUCAAGCUGGACGGCGGGAAGGUGCACGGCGGCAACACCAACAAGUACAGCACCUUCUCCGGCUUCAUCAUCUACCCGGACUGAGCAGGGCCCCACCCCCCGCGCCCCCGUCGCCCCCCGCCCUCGCUCCCCUCGUCACCCGCCUUCAGCCGACCCCACCCAAGGCGCCACCCCGUCCUUCGAGAGCCUGGCGGUGGGGCGGACCCUCCCGCUCCCGGAGGCGGCCUUGCUGGGGGGACUCCCCGCGCUCCGGAGUCGGAGCGGCCGGGGGAGGGGGAGCAGAGCGGCCCGGGAAGGGACCCCCCGCGUCCGAGCGCGCGCCCGGGCGAGCCAGCCGGGCGGAGAGGGGCGGGGGUCGGGGCCCCCCUACCGCCGGGAGCUGGGGAACAGCUCCACUGCCCGGAGCUGCAAGCAGAAAGCAAGCCCAGGCAGUAUUUGGCGGUGGUCGUGUGGUGUGUGCGUGUGCGUGUGCGCGUGUGCAGUUGGAAGCGCUCGGAGGUGGAGAGCAGAAACAGGAGCCCAUCUAGGUGGGAGGAGAGGAAACAUCUGGCUGGCGCUGGUCCUCUGUCACCACGACUUUCUCUUACCAUCCUCUCCUCCCUUCAUCUCCGUUUUCGGGCUCCAGGCUCUGGCCUAGCAGCCUUCCUGUGAACUGGAGGGACCAGUGAAUUCUUUCCUAGCAUUUGAAAUGCAUUCUGUACAGUCCCCAUUUCACCCCCAUCCUGCCUAGGCCCUAGGGCUACAGCUGCUGUGGCCUCUUCCAAUAAAGUGAAGUUGGAGAAUG
Molecule: messenger RNA, 1432 nt
Organism: Canis lupus familiaris (dog)
Lineage: Eukaryota; Metazoa; Chordata; Mammalia; Carnivora; Canidae
Gene: C1QL4
Product: complement C1q like 4
Exons: 2
Coding region: 16-732 (238 amino acids)
Molecular function (GO): protein binding
Source: RefSeq, a predicted model, not a curated record